Ricinus communis (castor bean) is the source of this 731-nucleotide messenger RNA. RefSeq names its product protein TRI1. The coding region runs from base 112 to 516 and encodes 134 amino acids. Gene Ontology annotation, cellular component: nucleus. Lineage: Eukaryota; Viridiplantae; Streptophyta; Magnoliopsida; Malpighiales; Euphorbiaceae. The transcript has 2 exons. The record is from RefSeq and is a predicted model, not a curated record.
ACAGUAAUUCCAUGCAACUUUUUCUAUUUCCCAUUUCUCGUUCUGUGUUUUCAUUUCACUCUUUAAACCAGAGCUUACUGAGUUUCAGAAAAGGAAAAGCCAAGCAAAACAAUGUCUAGGGUUUUCAGGGGCUAUAGGGCUCUUUUAGCACCAACUAAGUCUGCUGCCGCCGCCGCCGCCGCCGCCGCCGCGCCCUCAAAAUCCACCGCCACUAAGAAGUCGGCGGCCGCAGCAGUGAAGCCGAAGGACAAACCGGUAAGGGCAACUGGUAUAUUAAAGGCGGCACCAGUAUCACCUGCUUUGAGUGAGUUUCUCGGUGGAGUUCCAGAAGCUUCUCGUACUGAUGUUGUUAAGAAGAUAUGGGAUCAUAUCAAGCUUCACAAUCUUCAGAAUCCCACAAACAAGAAGGAGAUAUUUUGCGAUGAGAAACUGAAGACCAUAUUUGAUGGAAAAGAAAAAGUUGGUUUCCUGGAGAUAGGAAAGUUGCUAUCUCGCCAUUUUGUGAAAUCUGGUUAACUUGCAAUAUUGGACUUAUGGAUCUGUGGUCGGCACUUCUGCGGAGCAAGCUCUUAGCUGCUAAUCUUUCAUGUGCUUUUAUGUUGAUAUUUGGCUUUUUGUUUGAGAGCUGAACUCCUGUGAAUUGUAUUGCAAUUUAACAUCAGCAUGUUGUAAAAAUUGGCUAGGGAAAAAAGGAUUCGCACUUUAACAUCUAUGAUGAUAUCAGUUUCUUA